UUAAUAUUUUUUAUAAUUGUUUUUAAUUAUUUUACAAUUUUCCGCAAGCUUCGGAAUUAGGUAAGAGUAAGGGCCCCACUAAUAUAUUUUAACCAAGCCGGAAGUUGUACUAGAUUGGUUUCGGCUUUUCGAUAUUUAUUCACCAACUCUUUUUAUACCUGAAAAUGGAUAUCACCGCUUUUCCAAACGACAUAUUCCUCAUAGUGAUAGCUUACCUCUCACCGAAAGACCUAAUACUCUGCCGUUCGGUAGACAAACGAUUCCAAGCCGCCUUCACGGAAUCAGAUCUCAAUCGACAUGUUCUUGUUCAGCACUAUCCUCGAGCACGAGAACUUCGUCAUAUAGAUCUAAAUGUGGACUGGGCUCAAACAUUUGCCAAGGUUGUAGGUCGAUACCAUCAUUUGAAGACUGGUAAGCCUCGAAGCAUCUCAAAGCUUGCUCUUGGACGCUCCUUUGUCGUUCCAUCAUGGGCACGUUACUAUCCCAUUUCUCCUUGGCAACGUCAUCUGCAAUUCGAGGAGAAGACCGCGGCAUUCCAUUAUCCGGAUUCUUUAUGGACUUAUGAAGAGGGAAUCUUGAUUUUCCCUUCCGCUGAGCUCCAGAAAUACGUCUUGUUUGAUCUUGAGACAGGAAACUCAAGCGAGGUAGGGUUCAAAAGUGAAGGAAAGAUCAUAAGGAGGAUAAGACUAUGUCAGAGGGUCCUUGUGGUGGAAUGGUGCGAGCAGGAUGCUUAUCACCAGUUGAAUGAGAAUGAGAUGGUCUUCAGACAUUUUGCAACGGCCUACGAUGUGAGUCGGGAAUUGGACGGAAAAUGGUCCAUGGUUUUCAGAAAUGAGUGGAAGAUCCAUUUCCUAGGAUUUCCUUUGAAUUCAAGAGAUCGAUUUUUCAGCACGCACAACAAGACACACUAUGCCAUCUAUCUAUGGCAACCAAACCGCAGUGCUUGGGGCGAGGACGAACCUAUUGAAGGAUUAGCAGUUUGGGACAUCUCAUCCGCAUCUGCAUAUUGCCCCAGUGAAGAUCCGAGUGGAAAACGGAAACCUGAAGGACAAGGACCCCAUGUCAUCCGACGAUUCUCCUUUGCGGACCUUAGCUUCUACUGGAUUAGACAGCGUUCAACACCUGUCUUACGAAGUCUUGAGUUAGACGAGAACCACGUGUAUAUCAUCGAGGAGGAUCAUAGAUGGCUCGUCGGUCAACAGGCUAGCCAUACACUUCCUAGACUUCACAAGGUAAAGACGACCGGAAUCCCAUUUUCUCCAGGACCAUGUUGGACAGACGAAUGCGGUGCAGAUGGUGAUGUUCACCUUUCAUUCUGUGAGAGAGUCUCGGACAUUCGUCGACCAGAAGUCGCUCCAUGUUGGAGGCAUGAGGAAUUCCCAUAUCUAACAAUCAGCGAAGCAAUCGAUGCCGAAGCAGGUGUCGUGUUCAGCGCAAGACAUUGCUUUAUGCUUGAGACGAUUUCCAUCAACGUCAAACCUCGAGUACAGAUGACUGGACCUGGAUAUGAAAUUUCUCUGCGAGACGAUUUGUGGACCCAAUUAAUGGGAAAGGGAAAGAUAUGUGGAGAUGAAAGAUGGCUAAUCGGAGAAAAUUCACAGCAAGAGGUGGUUAUCUUGCACUUCGACGAGGAUCCAAAGUUGGUUAACUCAGUUGCUUAAUAGACCUCAUCACUACCAAUUCCGGGCUAGCCUUGAUAUGUGAAUCUGCCAUCAAAUUUAUUCGCAAGAAGGACUCUAGCACCAUUGUCAGCUCGCGAUCUUCGAUCCUGUUGACCAUUGAUAGCACGAUGUUCGGACAAUCAUCAGGGAAAGCGGUCCUUGUAUGUUGAACGAUCUACGGAGUACUAUCACUGCUCGCACUGAUAUCAAACCCCCUGAAGUCAGCUUACAACGGGUUGG
This is a messenger RNA of Mollisia scopiformis, 1901 nucleotides long. RefSeq lists its product as uncharacterized. The transcript has 3 exons. Gene Ontology annotation, molecular function: protein binding. Lineage: Eukaryota; Fungi; Ascomycota; Leotiomycetes; Helotiales; Mollisiaceae. The record is from RefSeq and is a predicted model, not a curated record. Bases 165 to 1661 code for a protein of 498 amino acids.